GGUAAAGUAGCGUGGGACGAACGCCCCGGGUGACGCUAUAUUUACGUCCCAUUGUUCCGCUUACGGACUGUGCUUGUGUAGUGAUUGUGAUUGCUUUAUAAAAGGAGUUUAUAUUUUCAGCCAGAGAUGCCACAGUGAUCACCAUGGAUUCGCCAGUUUCAUCUCAAGACGACCGCGACAUCGAGGUGAACGUGGUCUCUGGCGCCAGCAGCCCAGACAUUACCUCCUCACCUACUAGAAACGAGCAGAAGAGCCCCUUCUACGAGCUCAAGAAGGACAAAGAAGAGAAGGCGACUGGCAGCGCCCCGUACACUAGCUUCUCAAUAAGUUCGAUUCUGAACAGAGCGGAGCCGAGGCGGGAAUCGAAUGUGCUGGAAGCGGCGUUGGCUGCCAAUCAUUUCGGGAACGCCAAUGAUGCUAUGUUGUCCAGAUUGGGCCUGAUAUCCCAGUGGAGCGCGCUCGCCGGCCGGUACGGAGGUCUGGUCCCCGCGCCCUGGUACUGGCAGAGACCCCAAGAACGGACCUCACCGCCACGAGAGGACUCGACGACCAACGAGGAGGGCUCAGCGGGCGGUCCCCGGCCCCGCAGCCCGCCGCGCGCACCCACGCCCCCAUCGCCGUCGCGCCCUCGCCGCGCUUCGCCCCGCCUGCACCCCCGCACUCUACCCCCAGCAGCAGGACCCCAGGACCUCGAUCCAGAUAUAGACGAAAGCGACGACUUCGACAAAGACGAGAAACGAGACCCCAACACCAAUUUGGGCAAGCGAAAGAAGAAAACGCGGACAGUGUUUUCUCGUUCGCAAGUUUUCCAACUGGAGUCAACUUUUGACAUGAAGCGAUACUUGAGUAGUUCAGAACGCGCUGGGCUGGCCGCAAGCCUGCACCUCACGGAAACGCAAGUGAAGAUCUGGUUCCAGAACAGACGUAACAAGUGGAAGCGGCAGCUGGCGGCGGAGCUGGAGGCGGCCAACAUGGCGCACGCGGCGCAGCGACUGGUGCGCGUGCCGAUCCUGUACCACGAGUCGCGGCCGACGUCGAUGCCGCACACGCCGCUGCCGAUCCACCCCCAGUUCUCGAACGAGCCGGGCGUAUACUUCGGUGCGCAGGCGCCGCAGCAGCUGCAGCCGCUGCCCGCGUCGCCGGUGACGUCGCGCGCGCCGCUCGAGCCUAGUGUAGUGUCCGCUGGAGCCCGCCCGCAGGACUGACGGCGGAGCGGACGGACAGUAUUGAACGUGCCACGGACUAGUCACGUCAGUGUUAAAUGCCAAAUCGUUUAUUGUAAACAUUAAUGUAUAGGUAGUCAGUUUAAGUAUUAGGAUUUUUAAACAUAUUUUAUUGUAUAAGGUGCUGUGAGUUUUGACAUUUUGGUAGCGGCAUUCAAAUGUAAGAGAUUACACCGUAACGUUUGAUCAAAAACAUAACAGUUAUCAAGUAACUCUACAUCAAGGACUUGCUACAUCAACAAGUUAGAAUAAGUAUCUUUUUAAAAUUAAACAAUUUAUUCACCAAAAGGUCAAAACUCUACGACGUAAAGAUUCUCGUUAGUAUAAAAUGAAUUCGAUUAAGAAUGUAACGUACAAAAAUCACUGUCAUCCCAUAAUUGUAUAUUGUUGUAAAUAAGAACGUGUUUAAAUCCUCUUGUAUUUAUUUA
This is a messenger RNA of Manduca sexta (tobacco hornworm), 1651 nucleotides long. Its product is annotated as homeobox protein Hmx. Gene Ontology annotation, cellular component: nucleus. NCBI's taxonomy places the organism in Eukaryota, Metazoa, Arthropoda, Insecta, Lepidoptera, Sphingidae. Gene Ontology annotation, molecular function: DNA-binding transcription factor activity, RNA polymerase II-specific; RNA polymerase II transcription regulatory region sequence-specific DNA binding. The record is from RefSeq and is a predicted model, not a curated record. Gene Ontology annotation, biological process: regulation of transcription by RNA polymerase II.